ACUGCGGAAGCCAUUAGGAAAACAAAAGUGCACUACGUAUGGGCUGCAGUUUUACAGUUACACUUUCCACUGUCGUAUAGUUUAGCAGCUCGUAGUUGAAAUAAACCACUUGAAGAGUAUGCGGCUUGGUACGUGUUAAUGAGCAAAUAUGAGGUCCAAUUCGUCUCCCUCAUUGACUCACACUCGCAGUUUUGUCUCGGUCCGCCAAAGCCUUCCGUUGAGUUCUAAACUAGCACUAACACUUAGCCUUUUGGACUCAGCUGCCGAGCAAUUAAUGGUCCUGAGGGAUUUCCGAUCUGCUUUCAACACAUGUGAGAGUGGUCUGGAGAGUCUUCGCAAUGCAGACCAAGAAGACAGCAGGUAUGGAGAACUGAAAAUGUCACUUAGCGUUGUGGGAAUACAAGCAUUGGCAGAACUCAAUCAGUGGCAUGGAGUCUUACCAUGGAUUCUCCACAAUUAUGAGUGCCCUGAGAAAAUACCUGCCAAAAUAAUGCAGAUGUGCUUACUCCUUUACACAAAAGUUGGUGAGCAAGCUGCGAUGCAGGAGGCAGGCAAUGUUUGGCUGCACUUCCCAUCCAACAGGAGACUGACAGGAUAUGGGACUGUAGCAGAGCUGUAUCUAUUGCAUAUUUUAGUGCCUUUAGGUCAUACGAAAGAGGCACGGGAGUUGAUUUUCGAAGAAGUCGGAAGCGUUGCGUUUGCUGAGGACCAGAAGCAGACAGCACUCGAUAUCGUGGAGAAUAAAGAAAACCUCAGUCAACAACAACCUGCAAACCCUAGCCCUGACCCCAGUGAGGUGGUGGUUGUUGGACUCGCCACACCACAAGGUGCUGUGAUUGGUAGUGUUGAGGCCAUGCUAAGGCUUUUGUACCGAGGACUGUCCGUAGCCAGCACCGGAACACUCCAUCUUCGAAGGUUCUUUCUAGCUGUGGUCAUUCUCUACAUCCUGUUUGUCCGGAUGGAUACAGCUCAUCCUUCGUCUUUUCCCUGGAUUUCACGGCUGAUACAGGUGUUGAAUCAGAUGCGGAAUGCCUUGUUUUCUCCUUAACAUCCUGCCAGAGAUUACAACUGUCAAAGAACCCUGACGCUGGGACAUCAUGGUUUAAAUUGACGGAGACCAAUUUGCCCCCUAAAUGUGUAAAUAUGAAUUACUCCCUAAGGUGAAACUAGAAAUGCUAGUUAUUUCUUGUCAACAACAUCAUGAAUAACUUCAUAAUCUUUCUGGUGUUGGUAAUUAGCUUUUUUUUUUUGUCUCUAUAUUCCAAAUUUGGAAUUUGAAAAUAAACAAUUGCUCUCUG
This is a messenger RNA of Esox lucius (northern pike), 1298 nucleotides long. RefSeq names its product peroxisomal biogenesis factor 26 (gene pex26). Gene Ontology annotation, cellular component: peroxisome; peroxisomal membrane. Gene Ontology annotation, molecular function: ATPase binding; protein-containing complex binding. Gene Ontology annotation, biological process: protein import into peroxisome matrix; protein import into peroxisome membrane. The record is from RefSeq and is marked provisional. Lineage: Eukaryota; Metazoa; Chordata; Actinopteri; Esociformes; Esocidae.